UUUGAUUGAACUUUUGAGAUUGAGUUAAGUUCUCCUCCUACCGCUUACCCCCUAGUGCUUCGAAAGCCAUAGCGUCGCGAAUACUUCAUCAAUCAACGUGAUUCAAAUUAGGAACGGUAGAUGACAUUAAGAGCUACAACAUAUCCGAGUUUCGCGACAUUCCAACGGCUAGUUUUGCGUCGACGUCGUUUCUUGUGAAGACGACUUUUCUGUCCAGAAUUUUCGGAUUUAUAUUUUGAGGAAUUGUAGCUCCUAAACACACCUAGACUCCGUCCUUAAUCCUAACAAGUGGUAUCAGAGCUAGAUUGAGGACAUUGAGAGGAGACUACAGAAGUGUGAAGACCCUUCUAGACCCACCAUGGCCUGUGGGUGUGUCUAAGUGGUGUUCUAAAGGUUGGAUGUGUCUUCCGCUAAGGGGAAACUCUGCCGAAAUUUCGUGGACGCCGACACUUGUGAAAAUAUCGAGGGAGCUGAGUGUGGACAGCAAAGGGGAGCUGAAAUUCGUCAUUUCUCAAGGAGAAGAUGAAUGAGAGGGGAGGAGAUGCUAAUGGAAGAGGAGCUGUACCUGAGAAGACAAGUGAGCCGCCGCCAUCAAAAGUUGAAGCUUUGGAUGGCUCCAACUAUGAGGAAUGGAGCGGGCGGAUGAGGAGUGCCUUCAAACGCUACAAGCUACUGAAGAUUGCUAUUGGGAGAAGAUGCCGGAAGAAGGCGAAGCACGUGAACGGUGGAUUGAGAAAAACGCGGUGCUUUUCGACCUCAUCCUUCAAUCGGUCAACAAGGAGAUGUUCGAGCACAUCAAGCAUCUUGUGGAAGCGGAUGAUUCGGGUCCAAGGGCAUGGAAACUACUACGUGAUGUGAUUCAGCCCAACACUCUUCCGGUGGUGAUCGUGCUCGAAAAGGAACUUGCUGCCAUCUCCAUGCGACCAGGGGACGAUGUGAAGCCGGUCCUUGACAAGAUCAAGGACACCUAUGCAAGGAUGGCAGCAGCGGGCAGCAGUGUAUCUCAGCGGCAGCAGUGCACCAAAAUCAUCUCGGUGUUGGACAACUCUUGGGACAACCUCAUCCGCACCCUCAACUCUCAGCAAGAUCAAUGGACAUCUGAGUGGCUAAGGCAGCAGAUUCUGCAGGAGGACUUCCGCAGACGCCAUGUGGGAGGUGGUGCUUCCACUAAGACUGCUGAGGGGUAUGGAGCUGCAGGGCGUGGCAGAGGAAGAGGGGGUUGGAGAGGCCGAGGCCAUGGGAGGAGCUUUGGCAGAGGUAGAGGCCGAGGUGACUAUAAUGAGGGGCAUGGGAGCUCCAGUGGCAGGGGGAGUACCAGAAUGGAGGGCACCUGCUGGUACUGUAAGAAGGUCGGGCAUCCUUGGUUCAAGUGCUUCAACAGGCCGGAGGGAUGGGCACCUCCAGGCAUGAAGCCGCCAAGUGGUGAACGUGCACAAGGUGGCGCUGUGCAAGGCUCAGGUGCACAAGGUGAAGGUGCACAGGGUAAUACCUAUCCUGGGAUGUUUCUCAUGGUUGAGGAUGUGCAUGGGCAUGAGGGUGAUGUGGGAUCUGUGGGAAAGGUUGUGAUGCACCCUCUCACACACUGGGUGAUUGAUUCAGGUUGCACCAGUCACAUGACCCCACGGGCAGAUUUGCUUGAUGAGGUAAAAUCCCCUGGGAAGAUUAAGUAUGUGGCAGCAGCGUCAGGUGCUUUGCUCCCUGUGAUUGGUGUUGGAAAUGCCAAGGUUAAGGGAGCUAAUGGGGAGCUUGUGGGGCUUGGGAAUGUUCUGCUGGUUGAAGGUUUGUCUGCUAACCUUCUCUCUGUGCGGCGACUGCAGAAGAGCAUUGUCUGUCUGUUCAACUGGAAUUACAUCCCAAGUGCUCUCGUCAAGAACACUCAUCCCCUCUCCAAAUUGCUCCCAUCUACCUCGCCACCCAACAGUUUUGCCGCCUCAUGGUGAGGCCAACCCCCGGCUCGCACAGCCGGGGGUCAUUCCCUCGCGGCACAAGCUGGCCGGUCUCAUCAUGCGGCAGACGGCGCAAUGCAAGGUGUUGGUGAAGGCAGAGAUGGCAGCUGACAAGGGGGUGAGCGUGAUCUCGUACACGACGGGCAUCUGGUUGUCGGAGAAUGACAUCAGUUUCAUGGGCAUCAAGACGCUUUACAUUGACGCCCAGUGGACGCUGAGGCAGGCGACGUUGGACUUCAGGCCUCUCUCCGCUGGGCACACAGCGAGGCCUCACAGUCAUCCUCGAGGAGGUGAUUGAGGAUUGAGGGCUUGCCGGGCGGUGUAUGGCGCUCACCACCGUCAAAUGGUGGCAUUCGGUCUGCUCAAGGCAGGCGACCAGGGAGGCGGGGCGAGGCGAACAACCCCUCAGUUCGGCGAGGCCGCCCACGUCCGGGGUGUAACAAUAGGGAGCAGGCCGAAUUGGACAAGGCAGUCACUGACGCUGAGUGGGCGCUCCUUGGGGAGUUGAUGGCGUUCAUGGCGCCAUUCAUCAACGUGACAUUGGCCGCCGAAGGGUCGGUAUACCUCACAGUGGCACGUGUGGUGCUGCUGUGUUACUAGACUACCUGGAGAGGAAGCUGUCAGCGGUGAAGGAGGGGUCAGUGACGGCACAUUGUGUGUCCAAGCCGCUAGACAAGAUGCUCACUUAUUUUUAUUCCAGCAGAGAUGACCUCAAUGUGGCAACUUUUCUGGACUCUGCCUUGAAGAGGGUGUGGUUUGAGCGGCCGAUGGUGGCAGGCACCAAGGGGGUGGUGGAGGAGCUGGAUGCCGGCAAGGUGGAGGAAUUGGUUCGUGAGAGGUGGGAGAAGUACAAGAAGAAGGUGGAUGAUGUGGCGGCAGAGAGGAGGGGGGCGUUGGUGGGAGAGGGGGCAACAACGCGAAUGGAGGGGAAGAGAUGGAGUCAGAGGGGGAGGAGGAUGAGGACUUGGGUGUGUUCACUCACCUCGCAUCGGUGCGGGCCUCACAGAUCUCAUUAAUGCAUAAUGAGAUCCAGUAGUACCUGGCGCUCCCCUCUGGCGGAACUGCACGACUGCCCCUUGAAGUUCUGGAAGGUCCACACGGAGCUUCCAGCACUGCAGCUCAUGGCUCGGGAUUACCUCGCCAUCUCGUCCACCUCCACACCUUGCGAGCGCCUAUUCUCACAAGGUCGCAGCCAAAUCCACUGGCAGCGCUACCGCUUGGGGCCAGAGCAAAUCCAUGCUUGUACAGUAUGAUGCUGAAGUCAUGGAUUGCAACCCACCCAAGGCAGCGGCUUGAUGGCCCGCAGGCGGCGGCAGAUGGAGAGACAGCCGACGAUGCGUGGAAGCUGGGCCUUGAGAUCGGUCCGGGGUUGUGAGAGCAUGCUCAGGGGUUUGUGUUGGCUAGGAAAUUGACUUGUAGUGACAUUGU
Molecule: messenger RNA, 3374 nt
Organism: Closterium sp. NIES-67
Lineage: Eukaryota; Viridiplantae; Streptophyta; Zygnematophyceae; Desmidiales; Closteriaceae
Source: the annotation of a GenBank genome assembly